CAUGAUGCACCAAAAGGCCUACAAGUAGUCACGGGUGACCGCGCCGCUCUGCCAGUCCGGAACACAACCGAGCUUCUGAGCCCACGUACGCCACUCUUCCGGGCCUUUCGCCGUGCCGUUCUAUUCUACGAAUCCCCCUCUAGGGCAGCUGCGGAUGGACGGUGCCGACUCCUCCCCGCUGCACGUCGUCAUCAUCCCGUGGCUCGCGUUCGGCCACCUCCUCCCCGCGCUCGAGCUCGCCGAGCGCCUGGCGUCGCGCGGCCACCGCGUGUCAUUCGUCUCCACCCCACGCAACAUCAGCCGGCUCCGCCCGGUCGCGCCGUCCCUGGUCCCGCUCAUCGAGUUCGUGGCACUGCCGCUCCCGCGCGUCGAUGGGCUCCCGGACGGUGCCGAGGCCACCAGUGACAUACCGCCCGGCAAGGCCGAGCUCCACCUGAAGGCCUUCGACGGCCUCGCCGCGCCCUUCUCUGCCUUCCUCGACGCCGCAUGCGCCGACGGGAGCGACAAGAAGGUCGACUCGGUCAUCGUCGACAGCUUCCACUACUGGGCCGCCGCCGCCGCACACGGCCGUAAGGUUCCCUGCGUACUGAGCAUGACAUACUCAGCGGCGACGUCAGCACAGUACGGUGUGCCGCGUGGUGAGUGUCGUGAGUCCAUGGCGGUGGAUGAGUUGGGCCCAUCAGUAAUCCAGCGAUUUCUGCUAACCUUCGAGAAAUGCAAUCUUCUUGCUCACCGCAGCUGCUUCGAGCUCGAGCCCGAGUCUAUGCCUCUCCUGCCAGAGAUCUUCGGCAAGCCAGUCAUCCCUGUUGGCCUACUUGCGCCAUCUCCUGCAGGAGAAGGCCAUGGAGAGCACGACGAGGCAGUCCUGUCGUGGCUCGACAAGCAGCCACCGAAGUCUAUUGUUUACGUCGCCUUCGGAAGCGAGGCUCCACUGACCGUCGAGCAGCUGCACGAGAUUGCUCUCGGGUUGGAGCUCGCCGGGACAGGCUUCCUCUGGGCUCUGAGGAAGCCUAAUGGUAUCCUCGAGGCAGACAUCCUACCUUCAGGUUUCGAGGAGCGGACGCGUGGCCGUGGGCUCGUCGCCAUGGGCUGGGUUCCUCAGCUCAGGAUAUUGGCUCACGGUUCCGUGGGCGCGUUCAUGACGCACUGCGGGUGGAGUUCUACUAUCGAGGGGGUUCUGUUCGGACAUCCUUUGAUCAUGAUGCCAUUCUUAGGCGAACAAUGUAUAAACGCGCGGUUAAUGGAGAGAAAGCGGGUCGGAGUGCAGGUGGCAAGGCAUGGAAACGACAGAUCAUUCGAUCGCGAAGGGGUCACGAGAGCAGUCCAAGCCGUCAUGUCCGAGGAAGAAGGUGGAAGGGUCUUCGCAUCCAACGCUAGGAAGCUGCAAGAGAUUGUGGCAGACAAGGAACGCCAGGAUAGGUAUAUCGAUGAAUUUGUUCAAUGUAUAAGAUCUUACCGCUGAAACAGUAUAUGUAAGAGGUACUCCCUCUAUUUCUUUUCACGGGGCAUGUUAUGAUUUGAAUAAGUCUG
This is a messenger RNA of Phragmites australis (common reed), 1530 nucleotides long. RefSeq names its product UDP-glycosyltransferase 91D1-like. Gene Ontology annotation, molecular function: UDP-glycosyltransferase activity. The transcript has a single exon. The record is from RefSeq and is a predicted model, not a curated record. NCBI's taxonomy places the organism in Eukaryota, Viridiplantae, Streptophyta, Magnoliopsida, Poales, Poaceae. Bases 155 to 1462 code for a protein of 435 amino acids.